Neopsephotus bourkii (Bourke's parrot) is the source of this 4305-nucleotide messenger RNA. RefSeq names its product microtubule associated protein 1S (gene MAP1S). Lineage: Eukaryota; Metazoa; Chordata; Aves; Psittaciformes; Psittacidae. The record is from RefSeq and is a predicted model, not a curated record. Gene Ontology annotation, biological process: microtubule cytoskeleton organization; regulation of microtubule depolymerization; dendrite development. Bases 1 to 3996 code for a protein of 1331 amino acids. Gene Ontology annotation, cellular component: microtubule associated complex; microtubule; neuronal cell body. Gene Ontology annotation, molecular function: microtubule binding; actin binding. The transcript is spliced from 7 exons.
AUGGCGGCGGCUCCGGUAGCGGCGGCCGCUCCUGCGGGCCCGCGCCGUUACUCGCUCUUGGCCAUCGUGGGGGGCGGCUGCCACCGGCCGGGGCUGCUGGCGGCCGCGCUGCAGCAGCUGGAGCGAGGGAUCCGCUCCUGGGACAUCGACCUCUCCUCCUGCAACCUGGACGAGCAGCUGAAGCUCUUCGUGUCCCGGCACUCGGCCACGUUCUCCAGCAUCGUGAAAGGUCAGCGGACCCUCCACCACCGCGGGGAUGUGCUGGAGACCCUGGUGCUGCUCAACCCCUCUGACAAGUCCCUGUGUGAUGAGCUGCGGAAUCUCAUCACGGAUGUGUCCCAGCACAAGCUGCUGGUGUUUGCGGGGCCCUGCGUGGAGGACACGGGGGAGCUGAUGCUGCAGACAGGCUGCUUCUCCCUGCGGGACUUCAUCCAGAUCUUCACGGACAAGGAGGUUGGGGAGAUCCUGAGCUCUGCAGACCCCUCCACCAAGGCCAGGUUGACCAUCAGCUGCCCUGACUUUGGGGAAUGGAAGGACUCAGGCUUGGACCAUCACAACCUCCAGGACUUCAUCGAGCUGCGUUACAACCCGGGUUGCAUCCUACCGGAGAUGGAGGGGCUGGAGGAGUUCAUGGAAUACCUCUCGGAGUCACUGGAGCCCCAGUCCCCCUUUGACCUCCUGGAGCCCCCCACCACGGUGGGCUUCCUCAAGCUCUCCAAGCCCUGCUGCUAUAUCUUCCCUGGUGGGAGAGGGGACUCUGCUUUCUUUGCUGUCAACGGCUUCAACGUUCUGGUCAACGGAGGCUCUAACCCCAAAUCAUCCUUCUGGAAGCUGGUGCGGCACCUGGACCGCAUCGACUCCAUCCUGGUGACGCACGCAGGCACCGACAGCCUGCCCGGUGUCAACAGCCUCCUGCAGAGGAAACUGGCAGAGCUGGAGGAGGAUCCAUCCCAGGGCUCGCAGGGCAACGGGGACUGGGCCAAGAACCUCAUCUCCCCGGAGCUGGGCGUUGUGUUCCUCAACGCCUCCGAGAAGCUGAAGGACAUCGAGGGCAACUCCCGGGUGCUGAAGAGCUGCGAUGAGGCUGCCCUGACCCUGCACUACCUGGAGAAGCUGGGCAUCCGUCCCAACCUGCUGGCGCGGGACAGCGGGCCCCGUGCAGAGCCCACCGUGCUCUUCCAGAAGAUGGGAGUGGGCCGCUUGGACAUGUACGUCCUGAACCCCGUCAAGGGCACCAAGGAGCUGGAGUUUCUCCUGCAGCAAUGGUCCGGUAACGGCUACCCCAAAGAGCAGGACCUGCCCCUGCAGUGCUUGACCUCGGUGUGCGCCCUGCUUGUCUGGCACCCCGUCAGCCCAUCCGAGAAGAUCAUCCGGGUCCUGUUCCCUGGCUGCACCCCCCAGGGCCGCAUCCUGGAGGGGCUGGAGAAGGUGAAGCACUUGGAGUUCCUCAAGCACCCUGUGGUCACCAAGAAUGACCUGAAGGGGCCGGUGGCUUCCCAAGCGGAGAAGCCGCUCAAGCAGAGGAGGGCAGAGAGCAAGGAGAGCCUCAAGUCUGCUUCCAAGCUCAGUUUGGUGGAUGCUGGGGCGCCGGUGCCAAAGGAGAAGACUCCAAAGGUGGAGAAGAAGGAGGUGAAGGCAGUGACCAAGGAGAAGCCAAAAUCCCUGGGGGAGACGGCCAGGGCAGGGUCAGAAGAGGAGAGAGCCAAGGAUGCUCGAGCCAAGCUGGACUCUUCAGUGGAGAAGCUGAAGGCGGACGCAAAGCUGAAGGUGAGCAAGGAGAAAGCGGUACCCAAGAAGGAGCCUGUCCCCCGGAAAGAGGAGAAGAAGCCGCAGAGGAAGGAUGAGGGGAACGAGGUGAAGGCGGAGGCCAAGAAGGAGGUGAAGGCGGUGAAGAAGGAGGUGAAGGCUGAGACGCUGCGGAAGGAUGCGAAGGAACCCAAGGUAGAGGCCAAGGCUCCUGCCAAGACCCCAGCACGGAAAACACCGAUCCCAGAGGCCCGCAAACCCCUGGCCAAGGCUGGGAGCAUCAAAAAGCCCCUGGUCAAGAAGGAGCCUGAGAAGCCCAAGGCCAAGGCGCCACAAAGGGAUGCAGGGAGCAGGAAGGAGCCGGGGACAUCGGACUGCUCCAAAUCCUCCUCUCCUGAGGACAUGGGGCCCGAGGCCACACCAGGGGCCGGCAGGAGGAAGGAGGAACCCACUGAGGGUGAGCUGGAGCCCCUGCCGCUGGAGAACGGAGCGGGCAGGGGGCCGGGGGGGGACUCCUCCUGCCUGGAGAACGGCCUGGAGGACCCCGACAGCCCCCAGCGCUUCCGCUAUGCAGAGAACAGCCCUUUGCGAGCCGUCUGCCCCCCGUCCCCCCUGGCCAAGACCCCCAAGAGUGACCGCAGCGUCAACUUCGACCUCACACCCACCGGGAUGCUCAACCACGGCCCUGAGGGUGCCGAGGAUCCCUGCGGCAGCUCCGAGGAGAAGACCUUGGAGAUGAUGUCCCCGGCCAGCUCGGGGCUGGCCAGUGCUGGUCACACUCCCUUCCAUCAGUCCCCGGUGGAUGAUGGUGCAGAGGAGCCAGGCACUGGCACCAACCGGCAGCCAAACCCAUGGCCUCCGAGCGGGGGCAAAGCACCGCAGGAUGGCUCCGGCUCCGCCGGCUGCCUCUCCCUCAGCCCCUUCAAGGAUGAUGUCCCCGAUGUGUCCCCCACCAUCACCACCCCAUCCCUGCCGGCCGAGGUGGGCUCCCCGCACUCCACUGAGGUGGAUGAGUCGCUCUCGGUCUCCUUCGAGCAAGUGCUGCCCCCCGUUAGUGAGUCCCCCCCGGAUGAGGGCAGGCGGUCCCGGGGGGGUGCCGGGGGCACACCGGAGCCGGAUGCCACCACCAAGGGUGGGUUAUCACUGCCGCUGCGGCCGUGCCACCACCCACCGUGGGCUGAUGGCGAUGGGGGGCCGCGGCCCGGCCGCCGCUCUGACUCACCCCACGACGUGGACCUGUGCCUGGUGUCACCCUGCGAGUUCGAGCACCCCAAGUCGGAGCGGUCACCCUCGGCCGCCGCCAGCCCCCGGGAGCUGUCGGACAGUGACCCCUCACAGGAGCUGCUGCAGCACCGCAGCCGGGGCGAGACCCCCCCGACCUCCGUCAGCGAGUCACUGCCGACCCUCUCGGACUCCGACCUCCCUCCGGCCGCCGAGGACUGUCCCUCCAUCCUGGCCGAUGGGCUGGAGUCGGACGAGGACUCGGAGCAGCCCCAUCGUGGCACAGUCAGGGCCCGUGACCCACUGCCGGCCCCAAUGAAGGAUCCCUGCCCCAUCCCUGCCCAGCCCGGUAUCUGCAUGGUGGACCCCGAGGCGCUGCCAGCCGAGCAGAGCCGCGCUGGGAAGAAGGACCCACCCGGUAAGGUGAAGAGGACCCUGUCCCGAGCGGGCUCAGCACCCACUGCCCCAAGGGCUGAACCCCCCCGGCACCCCAGCUCGACCCCCAAGCCCAGGACCCCCGCCAGUGCUGCCCGUGACAGCGGGGACAAAGCCAAGCUGCUCCUUGGGGACAAGAAGGGGCUUUCCAGUGGGGACACCCGCACCACGGGGACCACUCGCAGCGCUGGAGCCCGAGCUGGCCAGGCUUCACUCGCAGGCACACAGGCUGCAGCCCCCCCGAGCCCCCCUGUCUACGUGGACCUGGCUUACCUGCCCGGCUCCUGGAGCGCCCGCACUGUGGAUGAGGAGUUCUUCCGGCGUGUCCGGUCCCUCUGCUACGUGGUCAGUGGUGAUGACCACCUGAAGGAGGGGGUCCUGCGGUCCCUGCUCGAUGCCCUGCUCACCGGCAAGCACCAGUGGGGCACUGACAUUCAGGUGACCUUGAUCCCAACCUUUGACUCGCUGGUGAUGCACGAGUGGUACCAGGAGACCCACGACCGGCAGCAGGAGCUGGGCAUCACGGUGCUGGGCAGCAACAGCACCGUGGCCAUGCAGGAUGAGACCUUCCCUGCCUGCAAGGUGGAGUUCUGAGGGGUUUUGGGGUGGGGGGGGGCACAACAGCGUGGGCUUCAUCCUCAUCCUCUUCCUCCUCUGUGAGCCUCCCCCAGCCCCCAUCCACACCCAGUGUCUUGGGGCUGCAUCAGCCCUUGCCCACUGCGGCUCAGAUGGGAGGGAGAUGGGAUCGUUUUGCCCCCCCCCGGACUGUGAGGGGCUCCCCCCAGCCCACAGCACUCACAUGCUGCACCCUCCCAUGCCACGUGGAUCCUGCAUGCCCACGCCAGAGCCAUGCACUCCUCACUCUGCACCCACUGCCAUCCUUCAGGGCGGUGGGGGGGGCUG